GAAGGGUCUGUUUCCUCAGGCCCAGCUUUGGUCCAGCCCCAGAAUCCCAGGAAAGGGGAGGUGGAAGGGGCCCCCAGCCUCAGCUCAGGGAAGCCAGAAGGAUCUGAGCCCCGACCCCAGCUGCCCUCAGGGCUGGGGGGGCAGGGGGCUCAGGUCUCUCUCUGUGUCCUCAGACUCCAAAGGAUGCUGCCCCUCACUUUCUCCGAGCUGCUCUUCGCCUGCCUGAUCCUCCCAGGUCUGGCACAAGGCCUGGAGGACCCCUCGGAUGCUCCCUCAGCCAGGAGCUCCUGCCCCGAAGGCUUCCUUUGGUUUGAUUCCAACUGCUAUGGUUUAGUACGCUACGAAGAGACUUGGAGCUUCGCGGAACUGCUGUGCCAGAACUACCCCUCAGGCCACCUUGUGUCCCUGCACAGCGAGGCUGAGAAACGCUUCGUGGCCACCGUGAUUACUGAGAAUGGGGGCAGCCAGAAGCCCAUUUGGAUCGGUCUCUAUGACCCCCAGGAGAACCGCAGGUGGCGCUGGUCCAGCGGUGGCCUUUUUGUCUUUCAAUCCUGGGAUAAGGGAGCCCCCAGUCAAACCAACCCAAACUAUUGCGUAAUCCUGACCCAGGAUUCAGGAUUCCAAGCAUGGAAGGAUGAGCUGUGUAAAGUAAAGCUCCCCUACGUCUGCAAGUUCAAGGCCUAGAAGUGGUGAAUCAGAAGAAUGAAUUAAGGUUCUUCAACCCCUGAUUCAAAUGGACUUUCAGAGGGUCCUGGGUGUAUUUUCUCUGCCCUAUCAGAGAACCUUCAUUCCACCCACCUCCCCACACAUGAACCGUUCUCCCCUUGUCAUGGCCCUCCUGUACCCCUUUCUCCCUCCCCUCCCCUUUUCCUUCCAUCAUUACCCUUAUGCUCAUUACCUUUGAUUCAGAGCACUGACCAUGAAGAAUAAACUGUCCUUCUCCCUA
This is a messenger RNA of Antechinus flavipes (yellow-footed antechinus), 946 nucleotides long. Its product is annotated as lithostathine-like. Gene Ontology annotation, biological process: antimicrobial humoral immune response mediated by antimicrobial peptide; venom-mediated disruption of cell wall in another organism; response to peptide hormone. The transcript is spliced from 5 exons. Bases 184 to 684 code for a protein of 166 amino acids. NCBI's taxonomy places the organism in Eukaryota, Metazoa, Chordata, Mammalia, Dasyuromorphia, Dasyuridae. The record is from RefSeq and is a predicted model, not a curated record. Gene Ontology annotation, molecular function: oligosaccharide binding; peptidoglycan binding; signaling receptor activity.